This is a messenger RNA of Leptosia nina, 294 nucleotides long. Lineage: Eukaryota; Metazoa; Arthropoda; Insecta; Lepidoptera; Pieridae. The record is from the annotation of a GenBank genome assembly.
AUGAAGUGGACCGAGAAAUUGACCCACGCUUCACGUAAAGGAGGUAUAUUCCUGUUCCCCCAUGGGUAUAGGCUGAGCGCGCAAAAACCGUGCGUCCUCUCGAGCGAACGCCGCUGGAAUAGCGCGGGGCGCGAGGGGCGGCGCGGGGCGGGCGCGCGCGGGGCGAGGGCCGGCGAACAGCUGAGCGUGUAUAUUGACAGCACUCCGCACGCCGUCCACUCGUUAGUAACAUCUCAGACGCCGCGGAGUGCGCACGUAGCCGCAAACGUUAUGCUACUUACGCUCGACGACUGA